GACGGCAGGCAAAGCACCAACUCAAGACUCAAUACUCUGUACGCACCUUGAAUUUCCGGACCUUGUCUUCGACUGUGCGCGAACAAGGCUCUGUUCUGCAUUCCUUUCACCGCCCUUCCCUCGGCCAACUGAAAGGCCUUCCGACUCGACCUCGACCUGAACCUUUAAUAUCCCUCCCCCUCCCUCCCUAACACUAAAUCUGCUGGCCCCUUUUGCGAUGCGAGCUUCCCGGGCCCAUGGAACCACAAACCCCCCUACCGCUUUGACUUUCUAUCACAACCACAAACCACCACGCGGCGCCAAACACAGUGGGACCGGAUGAGAGACCAUCUCGCUUUCCCACGUGCUUUUCAGGUUCCCCAAACCACCAUCAACGCCUCAAGGAUACAUUGGCCUCGAAACAUCCAACAAACACACGACACCCCAAGGACGCGCCCACGAAAGACCACGAACGCUGCGACCCAGCAGACGGGGCAUCAUGCCGUAUUCAGAGAGCGCGCAGGCCGCGCUGGUGCAAUGGGCCAACACAUUUCCACUCGAUAAAAAGGCCGACUCAAUAUCAGACUUUCUCGAUGGCCACCUCCUGUCUCAGGUCCUCCAGGACCUGGAUCCCUCUUUCGAUUCCAAUACCAGCGAGGGCGAGCUUUAUGACGUCUACAAGGGCAUCUCCAGGCUAGUUUAUCGCGAGUGCCCCGGCCUCAUACGCCAGACCAAGCUUGCCGACAUCCGCCCCAGGGCAAGAGAAGCGCAGCCUGAAGCCAUCAGCAAGCUUCUCGCCGUGCUGUUCGCCAUCGCGAUGCUUGGCAGCAACAACGCACGAUACGUCACGCGCAUCACCCAGGACAUAACCGACAAGACGAACCUUAUGCAGUUGCAGCGGGUUACGCAAGAGAUGAAGGUGGCAAUUGACGAGGCCGAGGCUCAGGACUUGGAGGAGGCCUCGGAGCCCGGCCAUGAAAGCCAUGACGCAGACCUCGCCAUGGAAGCCGAUAACAUCCGCCUCCGCUCCGACCUUGACAAGAAGGGAAAGCUUUUGGCAGACAUGGAAACGCGUUUGGGUCACCUGCAGGAGAGUUACGACGACUUGAAAGAGGAGGUUGUACGAAAGGGCAGGGAGCUGGAGGCGUUCCACAGUGCCCAAGAUGGUGCGGGAAAGGAGGUCAUCAGGUCGCUGGAGCUCAAGCUGCGCGAGCAGGAUGAGCUCAUUGCAAACCAGGAGGCCCAGGCCGAAGACGAUCGUAUCACCAAGGAGCGGUUGACGAGCGAGGUCUCGGCGCUCAAGGCAAAGACCCAGAAGCUUGAGAUCCUGGACGACGAGGUGAAGGAGCUGCGGUUCAAGAACGAAGAGCUUUCUCGCAAAGCCAACAUGGUGGAACGAUACAAGCAGAAGCUGGAGGCGCAGUCCACUUUAUCCAAAGAGAUGGAUAACCUGCUGUAUGAGAAGGAGCAGAUGCAGCGGGACCUCAUUGAAUACGAGAAGGUCUUGAAAAGGAACCAGGCGCUGGAGCAGACUAACGAGCAGUAUGCCUCUAAGCUUCGGGAUUAUGAGCUGCAGUACGUUGAGCUCGACGCCCAGCGGAGGGCCCUUCACGACGACACCCAACAAUUGAGAGCUCGUCUGGCAACUCUCGACGCUCAGCGUCUCUCUGAUGAACGACUGAUUGCCGAUUUACAGGAGCAAAUCAACUCGGGAUCCCAAGCGGCCUUGUCGCCCGACGCCGGGACUGCAGGUUUCAGCCUUGAGGACGAGCUCGAGGGUGCUGGGGGCAGCACUGCUCCUAACCCUGCCCUCGAGAUAUCGCGCCUCAAGGCCGAGAACAACUUGCUCCGUAGUGGCAUGGGCUCCGCUUCAGAGAACGCACGGUUACGACAGGAGCUCGAGGAGGAGCGCAAACAACGGGAGCGUAUCCAAAAAACCUACAACGAGACUUUCGAGAAGCAACAGCUUGCGGAGGCUCAGGUUAGCGCUCUUAUUGAGAGUAGCGGGGAAAACGAAGUACUUGGCAAUCUGAGGGUCCAAAUUGACCAGAAGACACUUGAACUUGAAAGAGAAAGGAGACGACUGAAUGAGGUUCAAGCGCAACUGGCUGACAAGGAUCGCGAGCUCCUCAGCGCGAGGACAGAUCUCUCCGCCGUUGCAAAGGAUAGUGUCGAAGCUCUCGAGGAGCUCAAGUCUACUGAUCAGCUUAUCUCAGGGUCCAUCCGGGAGGAACUCGAUGCGGCACGCCAACAGCUCAAAAACCUUGGCACUGACCUCGAGGAGCAGCGCAGCUCGCUCAUUAACGCCCUGCUCGAGAAGGAUAAGCUUCGCAAGGACCUGGACGAGGCCAGGGAGGCACGACAAGACGGCACCGAGCCCGCCGAGCUUGUCCAGAAGCUCCAGGACAAGAUUGAGAAACUUCGCGUCAGGCUCAAGGAGCGCACUUCGCAAUUGGAGAAGUCAGAACAAGACAAAUACGAGUUCCAGCGGAAGCUCAAGGCCGCUGAGGGCGGAGAGGCCGCCGCGGCGCAAAAGGCCGCGAGCGACCAGAUCAUUAAGAAUCUCCAGCGCGAGAACGCUCUUAUCGCUACGGCGUGGUAUGAUCUUACUAGCCGUAUCCAGAGCAACCAUGUUGUGCUGCAGAGGCGGAGCGAGAUGCCCAAGAGUUGGUUGGGUAAGCAGAGACAGAUGGUCAACGCCACUCCCAGGAGAUGAAAUAACUUAAAGCUGGUUCCCUGCGUCUCUGCGUAACCAACAACGACGCACUCUUCCAUUACAAAUACCCGACUUCUCAUCACACCGUAUACUGGGUAGCAGAAAGCGCCGCGGCGUCGGUCUUUUCCUUUCGUCCCCUCUUUUUUGCCCUUCUUCUUUCCUCGUCCUGAUUUCUUGUUCUCGGCGAAAAACACCGGGGUGGAUGGCUUGUGGCUGGCCUGCAUCUUAAGAGUGGUAAAGCAUUGCAUUGCACUGCGUGGUAACUUGGGCGGUAUCAUCUCCUUGCAUUGUUUUUUUUUAUGGGCGCUCUUCUCUUCACUUGUGAGGGGUUUAAUUAACCUCUUGCUUCUCUUUCUUCCUGCGCUAUCCUAUAUCUUCGUCUUGACUAGGAGUGUUUGCCAGCGUCUGGGGGUAUUUGCAAGCUUUGGC
Colletotrichum destructivum is the source of this 3124-nucleotide messenger RNA. Its product is annotated as Putative CH domain superfamily protein. Gene Ontology annotation, biological process: cytoplasmic microtubule organization; cytoskeleton-dependent intracellular transport. The record is from RefSeq and is a predicted model, not a curated record. The coding region runs from base 479 to 2695 and encodes 738 amino acids. Lineage: Eukaryota; Fungi; Ascomycota; Sordariomycetes; Glomerellales; Glomerellaceae. The transcript has 7 exons. Gene Ontology annotation, cellular component: cytoplasm; centrosome. Gene Ontology annotation, molecular function: microtubule binding; dynein light intermediate chain binding.